UCCUGCGGCGUAGCGGCGGGACGGGUUCCGCCCGUGAUGUCCCCCGGGCAGCGGGGGAAGGCGACUCACUCGAGCGCUGCGGCAGAGGCCUAGUGCGGCCAGCGCCGCUCGCGUCCCAUGGCCGAGGAGCAGCAGCCGGAGGGGGGGCAGCCGCCGCGGCGGCUCGCCGGCACCCCCGCGCCCGGCGGGGCCCUGCCGGCCCUGGUGCCGGGGCUGCAGGGCGGCGAGGCCAGCGCGCUGCAGCACAAGAUCCGCAGCUCCAUCUGCAAAACUGUACAAUCUAAAGUGGACUGCAUUUUGCAAGAAGUUGAGAAGUUUACAGACCUAGAGAAACUCUACCUCUACCUUCAGCUGCCUUCGGGUCCCAACAAUGGAGACAAAAGCGAUCAGCUCUCCAUGUCGUCCAGCCGUGCCCAGCAGAUGCACGCCUUCUCCUGGAUACGCAACACCCUGGAAGAGCACCCCGAGACGUCCCUUCCCAAGCAGGAGGUGUAUGAUGAGUACAAGAGCUAUUGUGACAAUCUUGGCUACCACCCAUUAAGUGCUGCUGACUUUGGAAAGAUCAUGAAAAAUGUCUUUCCAAAUAUGAAGGCCCGUCGUCUAGGCACAAGAGGCAAAUCAAAAUAUUGCUACAGUGGACUGAGGAAGAAGGCUUUUGUGCAUAUGCCAACACUGCCCAACCUUGACUUUCAUAAAACUGGAGAUGGGUUGGAUGGAGCAGAGCCAUCGGGGCAGCUGCAAAGUGCUGAUGAGGAGGUCGUGUCUGCAGCCUGCCGGCUUGUUUGUGAAUGGGCCCAGAAAGUGCUGAGCCAGCCUUUUGAUACAGUCUUGGAACUGGCUCGUUUCCUUGUCAAAAGUCACUAUAUUGGUACCAAGUCCAUGGCAGCUUUAACAGUAAUGGCAGGGGCACCAGCAGGAAUAAAAGGGAUCCCCCAACCCUCAGCUUUUGUACCUACUGCUGAAAGUAAUUCUUUUCAACCACAAGUGAAAACCCUGCCAUCUCCUGUUGAUGCUAAGCAGCAGCUGCAGCGUAAGAUCCAGAAGAAGCAGCAAGAACAGAAACUGCAGUCUCCUUUGCCAGGAGAGUCUCCAGUAAAGAAAACAGAAGGCACUGCAAGCAAUGGCGUGACCAGUAUAUCUAAUGGAAAUCCUGCCAUUCUGUCCCCUCCACCUAUUGGCAUUGUUGUGGCUGCUGUCCCCAGCCCCAUACCGGUGCCAAGGACCAGGCAGUUGGUGACAUCUCCAAGUCCUAUGGGAUCGUCUGAGAGCAAGGUCCUGCCGCUCAAUGUUCAGGUGGUCACUCAGCACAUGCAAUCAGUCAAGCAGCCGCCAAAGACUCCCCAGAACGUUCCUGCCAGCCCUGUUGGUGACCGCUCUGCCCGGCAUCGCUACCCGCAGAUCCUACCCAAGCCAGCAAACACCAGUGCUCUCACCAUCCGCUCUCCCACCACGGUGCUAUUUACCAGUAGCCCAAUCAAGACUGUUGUGCCAGCUCCACAUGUGAAUUCCUUAAAUGUGGUAAAAAUGACAGCAAUAUCUCUUGCCCCGAGCAGCAGUAGUGUGCCCGUCAAACAGACGCCUUCAGUUAGCACUAGUGCAGGAGCAGUGGAAGAAGGGAGGACUGGUCCACAGAUCAAAAAUGGAUCUGUUGUUUCACUUCAGUCUCCAGGAUCCAAGCCUAGCACUGCUGUUGCUACACCUGCAGUCAAGAUCAAAACGGAACCAGAAGCAUUGCUGGAUGAGAACUCUGCGCAGGGCCAAGAGAGCUCUGACAUGUCUAAAUCCAUAAAGGCAACCCCUGACCUGCCUCCUGCACAGCUAGUGAAUUUUGAGGUUGCAGCCUUGAAGGUUUCAACAGAUGAUGUCAUGGAGCUAAAACCAGGUAAGGGCUGUGAUCAGGAAGCUGAAGAAGCAGGGACCAAAUAUAAGACACAGUCUGAUGAAAUCACACCAGUUUCUUCAGCAGGCAAUAAUCAAAGCACUCUUAAGAUCACAGUUGCCAGUCAAAACUUGUCCAGCACCAGCAUCAAUUCACCUCCUACUGGUGAGUCUAUGAUUAAAGACAAAACAUGCACUAAAAGUCCAAGAAAGCGACAACCUUCCACACUUCAGGAUUCCCAGUUACCACCUGUAAAGAAACCACUAGUGGAGCAGUUUGCAACUGGUAAUGCUGUGGACAGUCAAAAAGCUAACAAUGUUAAGAAGGCUCUGAAGGUUGGAUCAUUAGCUAAUAGUGACAAUACAGCAACACUUGCUCAAGUUCCCAGCAAGGUACCUGUGACAGUACCUGUACCUUCUACAGCUGCUGCAAACUUAACAACAGACCUUUCUUUGAGCACCAAUUUAAAUACCUGUGAUCCUGCUUUAGAACAGCAGCUUGCAUCAGCAUCAUCUCCAGAUAUAAAGGUAAAAUUGGAAGGAAACUUGUUUAUCAUAGAAAAUGAUUCAAAAUCUGAUGGCAGCUUUAACCCAAAUACGUGGCACCAUAUCACCAAAACCUCUGACUUUGCAUCUGUGAAUUGUGAUCAACAGCAAGAUAUCAGUGUUAUGACUAUUGCUGGGCACUCUGGCUCCAGUGACUUACAGGAAUCCGCGUGGGAGCCGGUGCACUGUGAAGGUAUACAGCAGGAUGUGUACAGCCAGCAGCUACAGAGCCAGAUCCAGGACUCCUUGGAUCAAAUACAAGCACAGUCUUCAAAUCAGUUACCUCUGCAGUCUGAGCUGAAAGAGUUUGAGCAUACAGUCCCUCAGUCAAAUGAAAACUUCUUUUCGUUUGAUGACGACCUUACCCAGGACAGCAUUGUGGAGGAACUGGUGCUCAUGGAGGAGCAAAUGUCCAUGAAUAAUUCCCAUCCUUAUGGUGGUUGUCUAGGAAUGGCACUUCAGAGUCAGGCUGCAGCUCAAGGAGCUCCCGUGUCAUCUCAUCCAAGCAGCACGCACUUUUACCAUUCGAUCCAUAACAACAGCACUCCAAUACACACUCCCACCCCGACCCCCACCCCGACUCCCACCCCCACCCCAACUCCAACACCCACCUCCGAAAUGAUUGCUGGAUCUCAGAACAUGUCUCGAGAGAGCCCUUGUUCAAGGCUGGCUCAGACAACUCCCGUAGACAGCGCCCUAGGAAGCAGCCGGCACACGCCCAUUGGCACACCCCAUUCCAACUGCAGCAGCAGUGUCCCUCCAAGCCCCGUGGAAUGCCGGAAUCCAUUUGCAUUUACUCCCAUCAGCUCCAGUAUGGCUUACCACGAUGCCAGCAUCAUAUCAAGUAGCCCUGUGAAACCAAUGCAGCGGCCUAUGGCUACCCAUCCUGACAAAACCAAGCUCGAGUGGAUGAAUAACGGCUACAGUGGGGUUAGUAAUUCCUCGGUUGCAAACCAUGGCAUCCUCACAAGCUACCAGGAGCUGGUGGAAGAUCGCUUCAGGAAACCUCACGCUUUUGCAGUUCCUGGCCAGUCAUACCAGUCUCAGCCGCGCCAUCACGACACUCACUUCGGCCGUGUGACUCCUGUCUCACCUGUGCAGCACCAGGCAGCCCCUGUCAGUAGCACUACCAAGCAGGAGGGCUUUGCUGUUCCUGCUCCUUUGGACAGCAAAGGAACUGGUUCAUCCCUCAAUAACAGUCUGAGAUGCCGGAGUGUGAGCCCUGCUGUCCAUCGCCAGCGUAAUCUCAGUGGAAGCACUGUUUACCCUGUGUCAAAUAUACCACGCUCUAAUCUGACACCUUUUGGAAGUCCAGUGACUCCCGAAGUUCACAAUGUAUUUGCUAAUAUCCAUGCAGACACCAGUGCCAAUAACAUAGCACAGAGAAGCCAGUCAGUCCCGUUGACUGUGAUGAUGCAGACGGCCUUCCCGUCUCUUCAGAAACAAACAAACACUAAAAAAAUAACCAGUGUGUUGUUAAACAAACUUGAUUCUGACAGUGAUGAUGCAGUGAGAGGUUUGGGAAUGAACAACAUGCCCUCAAAUUACACAGCCAGGAUGAAUCUCACUCAGAUUUUGGAGACAUCCACCACUUUUCCUAGUGCCAACCCACAAAGUAUGAUCAAUUCCAGCACUUCAGUUUAUGAAUUCCAAACACCAAAUUACCUCACAAAAAAUAGCAGCACCGAUCAGAUCAGUUUUUCUUCUGGAGAUAACCAAGCACAAUCAGACAUCGGAGAGCAGCAAUUAGAUUUUAGCAGCACUGUAAAAGACCUUUUAGGGGAGGACAGUCUGCCAACAAACCAGCAGCUGGUGAAUCAGGUGGCAUCAGAUCUCAAUAACGUUGCAUCUGUCUUUCCCAGCGACAUCAGGUUGUCUUCCGAGCUCUCAGGCAGCAUUAACGAUCUGAACACUUUAGACACAAAUCUACUGUUUGAUCCAGGUCGUCAGCAGGGACAAGACGAUGAUGCUACACUGGAGGAAUUGAAAAAUGACCCCUUGUUUCAACAAAUCUGCAAUGAAUCCAUUAACUCAAUGACUGCAUCAGGUUUUGAGUGGAUGGAGAGUAAGGAUCAUCCUGCUGUUGAAAUGUUGGGUUAAUCUUGUUUUAUAAUAUGUAUGUAGCACACUGUAUCUAAAAGACAGACGUAUUGUAUUUGUCUUAAUGGAAGUGCCUCCUGCAGCAGAAACACUUGCUAUGUAUUGUGGCAUUUUUAAAAAAAGUUUGCUGUACCUGUUGCUCAUUCUUCAGUAAGGAAAAGGCAGUCUUACCAAUUUUAAACAAAUCUCUGAAGGUGAUGGGCUAUCAAAGAGCCAGUAUUAAAAUUUGAAUUUUGGAGUGUUUCCCAUUCAACAUUUCUUGUUUUAGCAAAUAAAGAAGUGGUUAAUGGCAGCCAGUAAUAACAGCUAUGGUUGAUGCUUUGGGAGGGUUUUAAUUCAAGCUUAUUAGUAAGCUUUCCAUACUUUGUAUUGGUUGUUACUUCUUAGUAGGUGAUCCCAACUUUGUCAUCCAGGUUUGAAAUGCAGGGUGCCUGCAGGUAGGUGAGCUGGUGGGGAGUGGGUACAAGUGGACCCGGUGACAUGCAGAUGCCUGAUCAUUGUGUAGCUGUCUGGAGCACUGCUCGAUGGUGAACUUUGGGAAAUCUCUGUAGCACUGGUGCCAUUGGUAUCUCCAGGAAAACGCAGAGAUGGGAAAAGCUAACAGAAAUGAUCAAGGAAAAAGAUGCACUAAAUUUUUUUAUUUAAGGGAAAUAAAUCUAUGUAGUUACUUUAUCCAUUAAUAUUCACGACAUACUUGAUAUUUUAGUUCUCAUGUCAAUGUUUUUAUAUUAGGUAAAAUUAAUGCAAAAAGAUUUUGAGCACUGAGAUUUAAUCUAGGCAUAACCCCCUAUUUUAAAGUGAUAGGUACUGUAGGUACUGUUUAUCAAUGCUAGAGAAGGAACAUGAUCUUUUCCCUCCUUUUUCCUUUUUUUUUUUUUUUUUAGGGAGCUGCUGGAGCUCAUUAAAAUACUGUUUCUAAAUGUUCCUUUUUUUUAAAAUUUGCUCUUUCCUAACCUGGUGGAGGGCGUAGGAAGAUGUUAUUUUCUCUCUAUUUCAGUAGCUUGAGCCUUUCUGUCUUUCUUGCUCGUUCUCUUUCUCUCAAACAAAAGAUUAUUAAAAUAUUAGAAAAUGUGGUUAAUCUAAAAAUAUUUCAUAUAGAGCCAUAAUACUGCCAGGCACUUUACAGAUAUACAGUAAGACACAUGAUCUUUCUUUUGGUAAAACUUCUUUUAAAAGUACUUACUGUUUUAGAAUUUUAGAAGCCUGAAUUCCAUUUUCCAAAGUGAUUUGACAGGGUGAUGAAUCUAAUUUUUUUUUAUUAUUAUGUUUUUAAAGGACAAAAAGUGCUGCCCCCCCUGGAAAAUGAGAAUUAGACUUCUGUCCCACUGGUUUAGUCAAACCAAAAAGACCUUUUGUUCUAUCAGCGUGGCAUACAUGGAUCUGUAAUGGUCAAAAGAGAGAGGUAUUUACCCAGCUAUGGCCUUGAUGGUAGAAAGAGGACUUGCAGAGGCAGGUUUUUACAAAAGAAGUGGUGCACUGAGUAUGCUACAAUACUGUCCCUUAAGCCUAGUAUAAAACUGAUUACUUUUCAUGUGACCUGACACAAAGCAGAAAAUAGAGAAGGAAAAAUGUUAUUGUGCAUUUCUGUGAUGAAUGCUCAUGAAGUUUAUGAAGGGGGAGAUUCAGUAAACCCCCCUAGAUUUCUCUAAGGGGAAGAUGCUCAGAUGUUUCAUGUGAUUAGUGUUUUUCUUUAAGUGUCUUGGUGGUCUUUUUCUUCAGUUUUUGAAAAUGACUUGAGAUCCCAGUACUGGUCAAUUUUUUUUGGCAGUGCUGAUUCAACUUGUGCUGCUGCAUUGGCACUGGAGGUGCUGGUAUCAUGGCUUCUCUUGCCGUUGCCCCAGUUUAUCACCAGUUUAUGGCUUCUUCUGCAGGGACAAACAGUUGUGCCAAGCUAUAGCACCUUAUGGGAGCCUGAUUUCACUGUGCUUGCAUCAGAAGUUUUGCCACUUCAUCAGGAACAAACCUGGAGAGUUCUGAUCCCUCCUUGAAGCACAAGGGUGUUGCGAUAAUGUAGUUUGCUUUGAGACCAAGUGACUCUUCCGAGGCAAUGGGGAGGAGACAAAGAUGCAUAGUAACCUUCUGCUUGUUGUCCUGCCAGGUGUCUGUCAGUAAGACUUGAACCAUUUUUCUUGUAGACUAAAGUUGCUGAGGGAAGGGCUUGAAUCCUGUACUUGCCCAUGGCUUUUUGAUAGAGAUGUGCUGAACAUCCUCUCACCCUGGUGGGAGGAUGGGUCUGAGAGACACUCAGCACCUUUUUGUUUCUGUUUUCUGACUUUGUGUGAAGUGCCAGCACUACUGUGAAUAGGUGAAACCUGUUUGGAUGGAGCAGGGAGGGAUGGAGCAACUCAGCUGUGGUGUGACUGCAGCAGCCCCUGCUCCAUGGCUGAGCUGAGCUGGGCUGGCCUCACCUCGGGGCACGGACACUGCCUCUGAGGAGGGCCUGGGGGAAGGAAGGCUUAGCCUAACUGCUAGGCUUUUAACAAGAUUUCUCACAAAAGCAAGGGUAGAUUUAAAGUUGAUGCAUUCUGAAUUAUGCAGCCAUCACCAAAGGUUUUUAAAAGUAUGUUUAAAAUGAUCUUUAAAUGCAAGCAUUACAUUGGGCCUAACAUGUGACUUAUUUAGCAGAACUAUUCUAUAAUCAGUGGGUUUAAAGCAAAUAUAUGUUUAAUUUUAAAAGUAUUAAAUUCGAUAAGAAUUGUUUCAAGUAAAAUCCAAGGCACAGGCACAGCUUUGUACAUUGGUAUGUAUCAUUUUAGAGAUGUUUGUGUGUUGGUGUUAUAAUUAAUGUUAGGUCCCUGUACUUAGUGCUAGUUAGUUCUUUAUGAUACAUUGAGACAGAGCACUACUGCACACCAAAGUAUGCAAUACCCAAAGGAAAAUUCUGUGAUCCUAACAAAUGGAAGCCUGUCUUUGUCAGAUACUCCAAAACUGAAUUUGAGACAGUUCUGACCCCUUGUUUACAUUAUUGGCUUCCUAUUAACAUAAAGAAAUAAAUUAUUUUGAUAGCAGUUUUUGCUAAAGUAUACCAACUAGUGAAUUUGUACCCUGUGUACAGUAUUGCAGCAAACACUUUAAAUUUGAUUGCUUGGUUAGUCCAGCAAACUUUCUGGGUUCAUAUAUUGCACUAAAAUUCUGUUGAACCUGUGGCAGGCACAUUCCUUAGGAUAAAUGCAACAAAUACGGCCCACAGAUUUAAAAAAAGGCAAAAUGAAAAAAAAAAAAAAAAAACUUUUUAAUGUGUUUCAUUAUUAAAAGGCAAAAUGUCAUUGAAAGUGACAGGUGAAAUUGUCUUAUGUAGCAAUGUGCAUUGAUCUCAAUGAGAUAUUUCUAUUUUUGAUUCUCUUACAUGAGAAUAUUGCAGCAGGAAAAAUUAAGUUUAGUUUGCUUCACCAUGUUAAUACAUGAUCACAAAACGUGCAUGAGUGUUAAUGACUUAAUCUUGUACAGUACUAGAUAUAUUCCUGUAACCACUUUUAUUUUUUUUAUUUUUUUGCUGUAUUGAAGCUGGUUCAGUGUUAACCAGGUGAGCAUAGUUAUUCACAAGUUAUUUACUUUUUUAUGUUAACUAAUUCAGCUUAGUUAUUGUUGAAUAUGUUCCUUUCUUGGAUUAUUUUUUAAUGUUCUGGUGUUGAAAGACAUUUUUGCAUCAUUUUAUCAUGAUAAGAAUUCAUGAAGUAAAUAAUUUGCAAAUAAUUGCAAUAAGCACUGACUUCCGAACUGAAAAGAAGGAAAGUGUUUCUUGUGCAGUGCAUCUGAGGAUCAUAUAAUAGUCUUGUACUAUACUGUGCUUUAUUUACUGCACCGUAAGGAAAGAAAAAUCCCUGUUCCACAUUUUCAUUUAGUGCAGGAAAUCCAGUUUCUCCCCUCUUCCCCAGUGUUUUGUUGUCUGUUGUACUGCUGAAACUACAGUAGUUGAAUAUUGCAGUAGCAUUUCAGUUAUUUUUUUUAUUGAAAGUGCUCAAAAAUUGUUUUUUAAAUGUUUUCAAAAACAAUAAAAACAUUUUAUAUUAAAAU
Molecule: messenger RNA, 8538 nt
Organism: Catharus ustulatus (Swainson's thrush)
Lineage: Eukaryota; Metazoa; Chordata; Aves; Passeriformes; Turdidae
Gene: RFX7
Product: regulatory factor X7
Exons: 9
Coding region: 118-4524 (1468 amino acids)
Biological process (GO): regulation of transcription by RNA polymerase II
Molecular function (GO): RNA polymerase II cis-regulatory region sequence-specific DNA binding; DNA-binding transcription factor activity, RNA polymerase II-specific
Source: RefSeq, a predicted model, not a curated record